Molecule: messenger RNA, 1203 nt
Organism: Entamoeba invadens IP1
Lineage: Eukaryota; Evosea; Mastigamoebida; Endamoebidae
Exons: 1
Coding region: 1-1203 (400 amino acids)
Biological process (GO): triglyceride biosynthetic process
Cellular component (GO): plasma membrane
Molecular function (GO): diacylglycerol O-acyltransferase activity; long-chain-alcohol O-fatty-acyltransferase activity
Source: RefSeq, a predicted model, not a curated record
AUGGUGAUCACAUCAGUAGUCAGUGGUUCUGGGACUCUUGAUUCUGCUUCAAUCAAAAGUACUUUAUUUGAAGCGAUGAGUCGGCACCCUCGUCUGAUGCGUCGUGUCUCGACAUUCAACACAUUCUACAUAUUAGAAGAUUGUAAAGUGGAUAUGGACGACCACAUCAUAAUUGAGCAAGAUCGGCUCUCUCAACACAAAUUUUUGACAAUAUUAAACACUUUGAAGUCACAAAACUUGGACUUUUCAAAACCCCUUUGGAAAUUUCACAUCUUCACAAAUGUUGCUGGAAAGUGGAAAUUUGUUGCGCAGAUAUCCCAUUGUCAUGUCGAUGGUGCGUCUGCAGUGAGGUUGUUAUCUGAUAUCACCAACUACACAAAUUGUGAGCAAAAGAGUCUUGUGACACCACCACUUCAGACAAGACCAACUUCAAAUGGUAACAAACACCAAUUUUCCUUUUCGCGAAGUCUAAAAAUGUUGUUUGCAGUUUCAUAUCAUUUCAUUCGAGCUAUUGUGUGUGCCAGAGAUUGCACACAACGUUUGAGGAAAAUUGUUGUUGGCCGACAGAAGUGUUAUUGGGGACAAUUGGGAACCAUUUCUGACAUCAAAAGUAUUGCGACGAAGUGCAAUGGAAGGCUCAACAGUCUACUUUUUUCUUGUUUAUCAGACACAAUACAAUCCAUAACAAAAGAAAGGUGUUGUGAUGACUCUGUCAAGUUUUAUGUCGCGACGAAUAUGCGAGGGUACGAAGACAAUAUAGUGCUAGGUAAUAACACUGGGUUGUUGUUGCUUGAACUUUACUCCGAACACAAUUUAAAGUUGCGAGUGAAACAAUUUGACUUAAAACUUAAGGAGUCCAAGUCAAGUUGUGAAAUGGUGUCUUACCAUAUAAUGAUGUCUAUCAUCGGAGCAUCACCCGACUUCUUCGAGAAAUUUGGAAUUACCAUAAUGGACAAAAAGGCAACACUGAAUGUCACAACGGUUGAUGGUGGUGAUACGGAUCUCUAUUUUUUCAAUCAAAAAGUGGAGGAUCUCAUUGGCUUUGUUCCACAUUUGGGGAGUACAGGAAUUGGUGUUUCGUUCAUUGGUGUUGGUGGGAAGAUGGUUGUAGGUUUUACAUGUGACGAAGGAUUGGGUCUGGACCCAGCUGAUUUGUUCAACGCCUUUUUGAGUUCAUUUGAACAGCACAAAGUCGUUGUUUAG